CUUUUUAAAAAAAUAAAAACUACUUUGAACUCUUUCUUUUUCUCCCUCCAGGCAAAGUAAACUCUCCUUUUUAAAGCGGUUGUAGCACAAAGGUACAGAAAGUGAAAGCAGGAAACAAGUGGAGGUGAACAGAAGGUGAGCUGGCAGAGUAGUUUCUACCUGAGCUACGCAGGUGGGACGUUAAUUAACGGGGAUGAGAUGUCUGACAUGAUGGACAAGUCAACUGAGAACCCAGAGGAGGACAGAGUGUCUCUCAAGAGCAACGGGAAGACGCCGACCAUGGGAGUUUUUCAGACGCUCAGGAGGAGCAUGCGUCGGACGGCGGAGAUGAGCCCACUGUCGCCUGGGGGCAAGGGGUCAAAGGUCACGACCGACGAGGAUUUGAAGUCACAACCGCCGCCGUCACCCAGUCUGAGUGUCGGCUCAGUCACGUCUCCUCUGAAGAACAUCGGUGCCCUUUUCAGCAGAAAAGAGGAAGAUGAGAGCGAAAAGACUGGAAAAGGUCUGACGCGUUCAAAGACAGAUCCGAACAUGGGCGGGUUCGGUGACUCUUUCCUGAAAAGGGGAGCGUCCAUACGUCGAAGCCUAGGAUUCGGCAACAAAAAGGACAAAACCGGGAGACUGGAGGCGCUGGUCUCCGUCUCUGAGGGCUCAGCGGAGGAGAGGAAGGAGCAGAAAGAGGAGGAGGAAGAGGAGGAGGAAGAGGAAAUGGAGGAGUCGUACACACUGCCAGAAAUACCGCACACACCUCUGUCAGUGAUGCAGAUCAAUAAGCUGAUCGAGGAUGACAUCCUGGAGGAGGCUCACCUGAACCUGCUCGCCCUGCGGCAGGAGUUCCAGCAGGAGCAGGAACGCUGCGGCGAGGACUCCCCCAUGGAGCUGGUCAAGAAGGAGAAGGACCUCAACCUCCUCUACGGGGAGCUGAGGAAAAAGAUCAACACCAUCGUGCGCGACUCCAACUCUCUCCCCUCCAGAAGCAAGGAGAUGCUGGUUCCCGUGGCUCGCAUCAUCCAAGAGGAGGAGCGACGAGCGGAGGAACCCGGCGGGCUGGCGGGCAGCUGGAUGGAGGCGUGGAGGGAGGCGGUGGAGGAGGGAGCGCAGGCGAAGGUGUCGAGCGUUCCCCUGGAGCGGCAGGAGCAGAACGUCUCCUGGUUCGCGGAUCUGGGGCUGCUGGGUAAGGCCGUCAUGGAGGACUUGCAGAAGGUGAAGACGGAGCUGCGAUGGUCGUACCCGCCCAGCUUCAAGGUCUUCAGUUCCUACAUGAGGAGUUACCACCGAGUCGUCGGGCAGCACAUGAAGAAGCUGGAGCAGCAGGCGACGGAGCUGAAGGACCUGUUCUCUCUGCUGGACUUCAUCAUCAACUGCUACAAGAGCGAGAGGAUCAUGGGAAAUCCCUCCCUGCAGCCGGACAUGAAGGAUGAGAGCUCUGACCUGCAGCUGGAGGGCGACUUCCUGACGCAUCUGAAAGACAAGUACUGCUGCAGAGUGAAGGACGACAUAAAGUCUUCACUGGACAGACUCAUUGAACUUGAGAAUGAGGAAGUUUGGAGUCACAGCAAGUCUCCAGAGAAGGAGGACGACUUCCUCAACUCUCCGCUACACAUGGACAUCUGGACGAAAGUGAAAGGAAAUAUCACAAACUCCCGACUCAUAGAUGCUCAACUGGAACAGAAAGUGAUCUCCUCCUGUCUACGAGAGCUGAGAGAGUUCCCCACGAGAUUCGAGGCGGAGUUCAAGCGUCACUGCAGCGCUCUCAGACAGAAGCCUCUUUGGGCCGAGUAUCAGAUUACAUACAUCAACAGCUUCACUGCUUUACAGCAGCACAUGGAGGGCUACCGGGGCUCGUGUCCAGACGAGGUGGACGGGUUCAGAAAAGAGGCGACGUGUCUGAUUACCAGGCUCACUCAGACGCUGGAGGACCAGUUCAAAGACGACGUGAAGCCGUACCUGAGGAGGAUGAUGACCAGGAAGUGGCUCACCAACGACGAAGACUUUGUGGAGCUCGACAGACGGACGGAGCAGCUUUCCCAACACUGCGCACUGAUGAGGCCUCCACAUAAUCAUGAGUUUGCGAGCCGGCUGCACUACCACGUGGUGAGGGAGUACGUCGGCCAGCUGAUGAAGAAUAACUACUCAUGCAAGAACCGCAAACACGAGAAGGCAGCCAACAAGAUCCGUGUGCAGUGUGGAAAACUCACUGAUGUGUUUGAGAACAUGAAUUCGACUCACGAGUGGCUCUUCGCUGUGGGAGACGACCUGAGCGACAUCAUCGGUCAGAAAAACAAGACGGACAUAAAGAACCACCUGCAGCCUUUAGUGGAGCAAUACCCCGACUUCAGCAAGAAGCACCUGGUUGCCGUCCUGAAUUUCAGAGGUCCUCUUCGAGGCCGAGAACACCAGCUGAUCCUCCAGCGGCACUCGGAGCUGAAGAAGAGACUGGGCGACGGCGGCGCCAGGAACCGGGAUUUAUUCGGCGACAUGCAGGUCACCGUCAACACAGACUGCCUCUCCAAUCUGCCUUUCUCCUGCCUCGGCUUCCUGCUGCCUGGAAACUAGAGCAACAUGGAAGACGAGGAGUUCAAUUACAGGUGGAGCUAUGACAGAAACGUUUAUUUAAGGUGGUUUGACACAUUUAGACUCAAAUUAAGGUUCUGGCUCUUAAACACUAAACUAAACUGCACCUUCUUACACAGAAACAGUUCAUGUUUUCAGGAUCGAUCGUUCUCAAUAUCUCCAUUACUACAUUGAAGUUGUAUUAUGUGACUUUAAUUAUGGAAUCAUUUUACCUUUAUUAUACCUGUCUAACAAUAAGAGUUUGUUGGUGUUCGCUUAGUAAGAAGAGACCCUAAAUGAACGCACAUUCUCAAACACAAUAAAAGAUAAAUAAAUUAGACUUUAACACGAAUCAAUAAGCAUUUUUGUGAAUUAAACGUCUCGAUUCAUAAUAGACAGCUGAUAUUCAUGAGGCUGAAACGAGAAGUUUGUCCGGAUAAGAAAGUUUGGUGAAUCGGACACAAGAAAAUGUACGAGAUGUAAAAAGAAAAAACUCACAAGAGCGUCAAAUGUGGAUUAAUCCGCCGCUGAAAAUAGUCCUCAGGAAAUGAAUCACUUCCUCCUGGUUUGUCUGAUUAAAAACAACAAUAAGCAAAUAACUGAGACCUUUCAAAAAUGAAACAAUACAUCUGUUUUUAUAGAUUUAUGUUUGUCACAGACACAUUGAGAAGUAUCGAGAGACGGACUAAGACAUAGUUUUGUUCUUUCGUGGGAUUUUUUGACAAAAAAACACAGCAUCACAUCCUCCGUGUCCUUUAAAUAAAGUUUAAAGUAAGUUGAAACUAAUUAAAUAACACAUGUCCACAGUUUUUACACAUAUUACAGGGAAUUCUGUGGCCUAACAGAGGAGUGAACUUCUGUUUCUUCCAACAGCAAAAAUGUGCUGCCUCCUCUAACACGUAACAAAUGUAGAAAUGCCUCAUAAAUUAAAGGUGCACGCAAGCAGUGUGUUACGCAAUAAGACUGAGUCCAGCAUUGUCAGUAACUGCAGGAUUAUUUUCUUGGGAAGGAAACUAAGUCCCAUUUAUCAAAUAUUGUGAAACUUUAACGUGAGUGUGAAGUUCUCAGCAGAUGUAACAAAUUAAAAGCAGGUUUCAGAAGAGUCACUAUUCUGCAGUGGUAUUAUACUGUUGCUGGAAAAUGCGUCUUCUGUGAUGACUGUGCUGGACCUUAAUUUGAGCUCAAAGUGUCGGAUCUACUGAUAAAAACUGUACGAAUCUCUUUGCAUGUGAAUGUUGAUUGAGGAACUGAACCCAGUGAACGAUACAAGACUGUGUAUGUGUAUGUAUUAGCUCUCAAAACUGCUUUCAAGACUUAAAUAUGAAGGUUUAUUUUAGUAAAAUAUGUGUUCUACUGUCAGAUCUCUGAUGUCAGAUUAACCUUUGUGAUCUCAGAUGGUAGAAAACUCUGCUUAACCAAGCUUUAUGUGAUCUUUGCACAUUUUAUGUAUUCAUUUAAUCAUAAUUAUGUAUUUUUUUGUGUGUUUGUAAAUAGUUUAUGUAUUUAUCAUUGUUGUCAACUGGGAGAAGUCAAAAGUUUAGAAUCUCAGGAUGUUUUGAAUCAGGGUUUAUGACAUUUUUGUGACUUGUUUUAGGAACAAAAGUUCUUACAAAUCCCGACAAUUAUAAGAAUUUGAAUAUGAAAUGCUUCUGUUUUAGAUCUACUUUAGUGUGAAGGGUGCCAAAGGGAUUAUGUCCAAACCUAUUUAAUCCUUUUUUUUAAUAAAACAUACGA
Anoplopoma fimbria (sablefish) is the source of this 4287-nucleotide messenger RNA. It is a transcript of the gene exoc3l4, whose product is annotated as exocyst complex component 3-like 4. Gene Ontology annotation, biological process: exocyst localization; exocytosis. Gene Ontology annotation, cellular component: exocyst. The record is from RefSeq and is a predicted model, not a curated record. Gene Ontology annotation, molecular function: SNARE binding. Lineage: Eukaryota; Metazoa; Chordata; Actinopteri; Perciformes; Anoplopomatidae. The transcript has 15 exons. Bases 199 to 2556 code for a protein of 785 amino acids.